Messenger RNA from Papaver somniferum (opium poppy), 1011 nucleotides. RefSeq lists its product as uncharacterized. Lineage: Eukaryota; Viridiplantae; Streptophyta; Magnoliopsida; Ranunculales; Papaveraceae. Bases 1 to 1011 code for a protein of 336 amino acids. The transcript has 4 exons. The record is from RefSeq and is a predicted model, not a curated record.
AUGUCCACUGCUUCUGCUGCAACAAGUGCUAGAGUCAAGCUAUCAAAGGAUCCAGGAUGGGAUUAUGGACAACCGUUACCUGGUGAUAAAAAUGCAGUUAAAUGUGAUUUCUGUAAAAUUGUUACUAAAGGUGGUAUAAACAGACACAAACAACAUCUUGUUGGUGGUUUUAAAAAUGUUUCACUUUGUAGUAAAGUUCCGAAGCAAGUUCAGGAAAUCAUUAGGAAAUAUAUGCAACAACAAGAUAAAAGCAAGAAUGAGAAACAAAGAUUGAAAGGGAUUAACAUGGGUGUUGAGAACAUUAAUGUGUUUGAAAGUGGUAGCAAUGCUGAUUUCUCGAGAGAUUAUGGAGAGGAAACGAGUCCACCACCAACAACUCUGGCUUCUAGUACUGGUAAUUCACAUUUAAAACCCAAAGUUAAAGGUCCUAUAGAUACUAUGUUUCCACCGAAUCCAAGCUUUACGAAGAUGCUUGCUGCAGUUGGGAAAUUUGGCCCAGAUUUCAAGGGUCCAACUUAUCAUGAAUCAAUUGAUGGUUCUGCACAUGCCAAAACCGCUACACUUUGUCAUCGGAUGAUGCUAGACGUGAUUGAAGAAGUAGGAAGAGAAAGUGUUAUACAAAUUAUCACGGAUAAUGCAUCAAAUUUUAAGGCAGCUGGUGGGUGGAUUCAAGAGGACUUGAACAUUUACUGGACCCGUUGUGCAGCACAUUGUGUGAAUCUAAUGUGUGAAGACAUAUCUGAGAUUCAGAAAUUUGCUGAGGUCGUUUUGAAAUGUAAGACAGUGACUAGGUACAUCUAUAACCAUGUUAACGUUCUGUCGAUGAUGAGAAAGUAUACCAAUGAUCCUGAUUUAACAAGACCAGCUUCAACUAGAUUUUCUACCAGUUGUUUGUCUAUGCAAAGCAUACAUAAAGUGAAGACUGGACUCAAGAUGAUGAUGGUUUCGGAGGAAUGGACAGAAAGUGCAUGGGCGAAAAGUUCUGAAGGAAACAAUGUGCUAGGAUACUGA